AGACGAACUGGAGCUGUCACCCACAUCAAGAUCCAGAACACAGGGGACUACUAUGAUCUCUAUGGAGGGGAGAAGUUUGCUACACUGGCUGAGUUAGUCCAGUAUUACAUGGAACAUCAUGGGCAGCUCAAAGAAAAGAAUGGAGAUGUUAUAGAGUUGAAAUAUCCUCUGAACUGUGCUGAUCCUACAUCUGAAAGGUGGUUCCACGGGCAUCUGUCUGGAAGAGAAGCUGAAAAACUAUUAACUGAGAAAGGAAAACAUGGAAGCUUUCUUGUGCGCGAGAGUCAAAGCCACCCUGGGGACUUUGUUCUUUCUGUCCGGACGGGAGAUGAUAAAGGAGAGAGCAAUGAUGGGAAAUCUAAAGUGACACAUGUCAUGAUUCACUGCCAGGAGCUGAAAUAUGAUGUUGGUGGAGGAGAGAAAUUUGACUCUCUGACAGAUCUGGUGGAACAUUAUAAGAAAAAUCCUAUGGUAGAAACUUUGGGCACAGUAUUGCAACUGAAACAGCCUUUGAACACCACGCGGAUUAAUGCUGCAGAGAUCGAAAGCAGAGUGCGGGAGCUAAGCAAGCUAGCAGAGACUACGGAUAAAGUCAAGCAGGGCUUCUGGGAAGAAUUUGAGACUUUACAACAACAAGAAUGUAAACUUCUAUAUAGUCGCAAAGAAGGUCAGAGACAAGAGAACAAGAACAAAAAUAGAUACAAAAACAUUUUACCCUUUGAUCACACCAGAGUUGUUCUACAUGAUGGUGAUCCAAACGAACCGGUUUCAGACUAUAUCAAUGCUAAUAUUAUUAUGCCUGAAUUUGAAACAAAGUGCAACAACUCAAAGCCAAAAAAAAGCUACAUUGCUACUCAAGGCUGUCUACAGAACACAGUGAAUGAUUUUUGGAGAAUGGUGUUCCAGGAGAAUUCUCGAGUUAUUGUUAUGACAACAAAAGAAGUUGAAAGAGGAAAGAGUAAAUGUGUCAAGUACUGGCCUGAUGAGUAUUCCCUAAAGGAGUACGGUGUUAUGCGGGUUAGGAAUGUUAAGGAGAGUGCAGCACACGAUUACACUCUACGAGAACUCAAACUCUCAAAGGUUGGGCAAGGGAACACAGAGAGAACAGUCUGGCAGUAUCACUUCAGAACCUGGCCUGAUCAUGGAGUGCCAAGCGACCCUGGUGGUGUGCUAGACUUUCUAGAAGAGGUGCAUCACAAGCAGGAAAGCAUUUCUGAUGCAGGGCCAGUCGUGGUCCACUGCAGCGCUGGAAUCGGACGAACCGGGACUUUCAUUGUGAUUGAUAUUCUUAUUGACAUAAUCAGAGAAAAAGGGGUGGACUGUGAUAUCGAUGUUCCAAAGACCAUUCAGAUGGUGAGAUCACAGCGAUCAGGAAUGGUUCAAACAGAAGCACAGUACAGAUUUAUUUACAUGGCAGUGCAGCACUACAUUGAAACGCUACAACGCAGGAUUGAAGAGGAGCAGAAGAGUAAGAGAAAAGGUCACGAAUACACAAACAUUAAAUAUUCUUUAUCGGACCAGACGAGUGGGGAUCAGAGCCCUCUUCCACCCUGCACCCCAACCCCAACGUGUCCAGAAAUGAGAGAAGAUAGUGCUAGAGUAUAUGAAAAUGUGGGGCUGAUGCAACAGCAGAAAAGUUUCAGAUGAGAAGCUGUCCAGGCACUUCCAAGAAGAGACAGAAAUGAAUAUGGCUUUU
Messenger RNA from Tinamus guttatus (white-throated tinamou), 1696 nucleotides. Lineage: Eukaryota; Metazoa; Chordata; Aves; Tinamiformes; Tinamidae. The record is from RefSeq and is a predicted model, not a curated record.